UCGACGUCGGCUAUACCUACCCGAAAAUAUUCGUGUUUUUCCGCCGUAGUCCGGGAAGAAAGCACCAAUCGGAACAUUAUCUAUAAGACUGACGGAAAGGGCCGAAAAGUUGCGAUUGAGAAAGCACAUGGUUUCUGACGCGUGCGCAUUGAGUUUAAUUUGCGGGAAGACGUUCGAAAAAACAUGUCAGCAUUGGAGACAAGUCUUGUUUUCUGGCCAGAAGAGAGUGCCUGGUCAUUGGUACAGAAUUCAGCAUUAGAGACGGGGGCUACAAUAGGAUCCAAAACUCGAGUGAAGUUCAAGUGCAAAAAGUAUCUAGCCAUUUUAAUUGCAAAGGUUCUUAAAAGCAAGGGAAAGAAGUUUCAAGGUUACUUGAAUUCUCUUCUUUUUGAGGAAGAGACUGCUGAUGACAUCAUAAGAAGAACAAGAGAAGAGUACUCCAGAAAGACUAUGUCACCAAAGAUGAGCUGGAUGCAGUUGUGGAUGACUUAAGAAGCCUCCGCAGAAGAGUAAGAAAAUUAGAAGCAGCAGCAGCAGCAAAUACCACAAAGGGAGAGAAAAGCGAGGCCAACAUAGAUUUAAACCAACUGAUGGAAAAUGCUGACAAUGAAUUCAAUGCUGUUGAAAUACUGCUGCUGCAUUUCUUUGACAAAGAAACAAUAUUGCAAUCGUCUGUCAGUGGCAAGAGGGCUAAUACUAAAGUGAAUCUUGAGUCUUUAAAAUAAAGCACUAGACUUCACAAAAAUUACAAAAAUAAAAUCUAUUCUUAAGAGUAAGUUUCCAGCAAUAAAACAUAAAGAUAUCACGCAAAAAAAUACACAGUGAGCAGAAGAAGCUGCAGAGGAGGUGUUCGAAGGAGUAAUUCUCUCCAGUUACUUUGAUGUUACAGUUACUCUUGAAGUCAUCAGUUUUCAAGUAACAUUUAAGUUUCAAGUGCCAUUAUUUUCUUUCUAAAUGAUGUUGCCGUUGGCACAGUUUAUCUGAUGUGAUUUGUGUAUAUCGCUGACAUAGUUAAUGAUAUACCCCUGGAUAUUAUGGAUGAUUUAAUGUAUAGGUUGUUUUAAUAUAAUACACAGUUUUGUUCACAGUUUCAAGGUUGAGUUUGAAAACUAUCAUUGCGGAAUCAUUUUAAAAAAAGUUGUUGAUUAUAGGCUUUAUAGCUGUAAAUUUAACUUAACUCAGAGAAUUCUAGUGAUGUGGCGCAAACGUUUUAAUCUUUUCAUAUUGUAAAAUAACUUGUUAUGGUUUUGAACUUUCCAUAUUUUGUGACACAAAGGCAAUUCUUGCACAAUUGAUACUUAACAAUAUAAGCCAUUAUUUGACAAGUGUAUUUUUGAUAUUUAAGUGUACACAGUCCACUUAUUUUUUCAUAUUUUGCCUUGAAGCGGCGCAGGUCACAGUUAAAAUUGUUUUUGUUAUUUAUAGAAGUAUUUUUAGUAAAAGUGUCAUACUACCAAAUCAUAACCACAUACUGGUAUUAAAUAUGUUGCUGAAAUAUGGUCAUUUCGUAACUUGUCCAUGGUCAAACACGUUUUGGAACUGGGAGCCAAUUUACAAACGUGAUUGACCAUGUUUCAAACAUGUUUAUAAUGUUGUCAGAACACAGCUAGAACAUGUUUUGACACAUGAACAAUCAUGUUUAAAACAUGGUUUGACUGUAAUUGUAAUAAAUUCUGCAUGGUUACAUCAUGGUUUAUACAUGGCUAAAACGAAGCCCCAUCAUUGUCACUUAUAUCAUGGCCAAAACAUAGUCUUUUCAGCAGUAUGUUUCUGACUACCAUAUCAGAACCAUUUAAUGGUAUUAAAUAUGUUGCUGAAAUAUGGUCAUUUCAUAACUUUUAUUGUCCAUGAUCAAACAUGUUUUGGAACUGGGGGCCAAUUUACAAACAUCAUCAACCAUGUUUUAAACAUGUUUAUAACAUUGUCAGCACAAAGCUAGAACAUGUUUUAUGGAAAGGUUUGAAACAUGAGCAACCAUGUUUCAAACAUGGUUCAAACAUGGUUUGGCUAUAAUCAUUUCCG
Messenger RNA from Ruditapes philippinarum (Manila clam), 2022 nucleotides. RefSeq lists its product as uncharacterized. NCBI's taxonomy places the organism in Eukaryota, Metazoa, Mollusca, Bivalvia, Venerida, Veneridae. The coding region runs from base 184 to 492 and encodes 102 amino acids. The record is from RefSeq and is a predicted model, not a curated record. The transcript has 3 exons.